AUGGAUUCUUCUUUAAGGUCUCAUUAUCCGACUCAAGAAGCUCCUCAUCGCGCCCUCCAGUGCAGCGACAUCCUUCAUGAGAUCUUCCAGCAUCUCUACUCUCUCAGAUUUGGCGAGGCCAAGCACCUUCAGUAUACUUUGGCGCAAACUGCACGGGUCAGCAAGUUGUUCUCGCAACAUGCUCUAGAUUUUCUCUGGAAGGAGAUUCCAUCUGAGCGCACUGCACUCAAUAUCCUGCCUUCCUUCAAGGCCAUCUGUGAACCCAUCAGGUCAGACCAGCUCAUGGAGACCUGGUGGCCCUCAGUGGCUAUGCUCGAACAAUGGACAUAUGUGCGCAUCUUUCAUUCGAGAUCAGUUGAUAUUUCGUGUGUCUUAAAGUUUGUCCUGAGCCAGUCAAUCGGACGGGAGCCUACGCUCGAUGAGCUGGAUAGACUCCGUCAGUACACCGUGCGUGUGCGCAAGGUGUUUUUGAGGGAGAAAGAUCAGCGGAACACCCGCAGCCAGACAAUACGGCACAUUCUCGGGCUACUAGGUGAACCCCUCUUCCCCAACCUUGUGAGCCUGGUCUGGGAAAACUUCGAAGCCACAUGCGAGAGUACAGUAGUUGAAAUCUUGUCAUGCAUAGCCACCGCGACACUGCGCCAUCUCCGGCUCAAUCAUUUCUCCUCGAGCCCACAACAAGACGAGUUUGAGCGAGCAUUGCUGGCUGCUUCAUCCAUCCUCAUCUCAAAAUCACCUGAUAUUAGGCACGUCGAGCUUCGAGGAACUUCGUGGAACGUGUCAUAUGCAGCGCCAUUGAUUAGCUCGCUCAAGGCCCUUGACGUUCUCUCCCUCUAUCCUCCCGUUCAUCCUCAACAAGCCAUCGCCCUGCUGGAGGCUGGCCAUGACAUGACCAGUCUCAGCCUCAAUUUGCUUUCAUACCACCCCACCGAAGCCUGGCCUUCCAGUCGAAUAUGCUUCCGUAAUUUGCACAGAUUGUGCGUCACGGGGGACCCUCUUGUAGUCAGCCGCAUCCUUGGAACAUCCGAGUGGCCCGCCGUCAGGAUUCUCAAAGCGAUUAUCAUUAAAGCCAACAAAUCGUCACCUCCGCAGCAUAAGAUGCUGCAAUGCCUCGAGAGCAUUGCCCGAGCAUUCUCGAACUCCCUGUGGCAAGUCUCCUUAGCCACGCGUUUUACAAGCGACAUGACACUCAAACAGAUCCUCUGGCCGCUCCGUGAUCUGCAUCUUCUCCGCGUUAUCGACAUAAACCUCCCCAAAGUUCCGCCCUGCUCCUCCAAUGACUUUCGCGAAACUGGAUUCGCCUGGCCAAAGCUGGAAGAAUUUCACCUCACCGGCAUUUGGACGCCCGACUUCGACCAAGGUCUGCAGGCGGUGCUUGAGCUAGCAUCCGUCUGUCCGCAGCUCUGUAUCGUCAAUUUACCUGCGAUGAGGCUCGUGCCUGCCUCCGAACUCAACACGUACAAUCUGUCGUCACAUGGUUUAGAGCACGUCUACUUCCAUGGUUCGUUGAGGGACAAGCCAUAUAACGAUGACUUUGGCCCAGAUGAAAUGUGGCAACUGGCAAUCCUCUUUGAGUCUAUUUUCCCGAAAUUGCAGUUGGGUGAAUCGUGCACGCCGAAGGGAAAGUCAUUGCAGCAGGACUGGAAGAGGCUUUUAGAGGAUAUGAGCUCGGUUCGGCGUCGAGAAUGCAACUCCUAG
Fibroporia radiculosa is the source of this 1698-nucleotide messenger RNA. RefSeq lists its product as uncharacterized. NCBI's taxonomy places the organism in Eukaryota, Fungi, Basidiomycota, Agaricomycetes, Polyporales, Fibroporiaceae. The transcript has a single exon. The record is from RefSeq and is a predicted model, not a curated record. The coding region runs from base 1 to 1698 and encodes 565 amino acids.